AUGAAGAUUCUUACCAAAGAACAAGAAGAAGCUCACUAUAGCUCCGUCCUCAAAGGUGGCACAGUCGGCGGCCUCCUCGGUCUCGCCGGCGGCGUAGCAGGUGUUCUACUUGCCUCACGUCGCUAUCACACAAUCCGCAACUUGACCGUUCCGAUGAAAGCCUUUCUGGUGACCUCCUCUGGUACAUUCACAGGUAUCAUCGCCGCCGACCAUGCCUCGCGCGAGUACGAGAACGAGCAGAACGCUGCCUACCAAUGGUAUGAGAAUCGCGAAGAGCGCAUUCGCGCCGAGGAGAUUCGCGGACUGAGCUUCGUCGACCGCGCUGCAGCCUUCGCCCGUCGUGAGAAAUACAAAAUCAUCACUGCCACCUGGGUUGCCUCCAUGGUUGGCUCAUUCGCGCUUGUCAGUCGCAUCCCCGGCCUCACCGGUCAGCAAAAGCUUGUUCAGGCUCGUGUCUAUGCACAGGGUCUGACGCUCGGUGUGCUUUGUGCUUCGGCUGCUUUUGAGAUCUCAGAUCAGCGUCGUGGUCGUGGCUUGCUGGACUCGAAGAAGAAGGCAGAUGCGGCUAAGGCCAAGGCUGAGCAGGGUGUUGAGGAGGUUCCUGUACGCCAGGGUGGUCAGCCUAAAGAGGGCGACCUCUGGAAGGACAUGGUUGCUGCCGAGGAGGAGCGCUUGAGCUCUAAGCACCAGUCUCUCUAUGAGCAGCACCAGAAGCAGGAGUCGAAGUCUGAGGAGAGUGAGGAGGAGAAGGACUCCAAGGCAGAGAAGAAAGACGCCGAGUCGAAGAGCAAGAAGAAGAGUCCCUAG
Molecule: messenger RNA, 807 nt
Organism: Penicillium griseofulvum
Lineage: Eukaryota; Fungi; Ascomycota; Eurotiomycetes; Eurotiales; Aspergillaceae
Product: HIG1 domain-containing protein
Exons: 2
Coding region: 1-807 (268 amino acids)
Biological process (GO): mitochondrial respiratory chain complex IV assembly
Cellular component (GO): mitochondrial inner membrane
Source: RefSeq, a predicted model, not a curated record